AUGCUGCCACAUGCCACACAACUUGAGGAAAAUGUACGCGUCGCAGCUGGCGUCGGUGCGCGCAGCUUGCAGAUGCAAGGCUGUUCCGAAGUGUUCGUUGAUUCGAUGGAAUAUCCCGAACAGGCUGCCGAAGGUAGUGCCUUGGCAAUUUGGCGAUAUCAAGAUAAUAAAAUGAAGAAGGAUCGAAAAGUGAUUCCUAAAUUAGAGUUAUACGAUUCGCCCGACAUUGAUGCCUGGACGCGUGGUCUGUUCAAAGCAGAAGCGCAAAAUCUUGCUCGCCGACUUAGUGAUGCACCAGCCAAUCAAAUGACGCCCACCACAUUUGCACAAGCUACUGUGGACGCGUUAGUACGCGGGGUAACGGUUGAGAUACCUACAAUGGAAUGGAUCGAACAGCAACAUCUCAAUUCAUUUCUAAUGAUUGCGAAGGGCUCCUGCGAACCGCCCGUGCUGCUGGAGAUAAGUUAUUGCGGUACAGCGCCAGAAGAUAAGCCGAUUUUGUUAUUGGGCAAGGGUAUGACAUUCAAUAGUGGUGGCCUCUGCUUAAGGCCUUGCAAGGGUAUGGAUGAAUAUCGUGGCGCCAUGGCCGGUGCCGCUGUUGUAGUUGCUUCCAUACGCGCUGCUGCUGCGCUCUCUUUACCUAUUAACAUUUCGGCAGUUAUACCACUUUGCGAGAAUAUGCCUUCGGGUAUGGCUUGCAAGCCCGGCGAUGUAGUCACGUUGCUUAACGGUAAAUCACUGGCGAUACGUGAUACUGAUAAGGCUGGCGUGGUCGUAAUGGCUGAUCCGCUGAUCUAUGCUCAGACUACGUACAAGCCACGUCUGGUUGUCGAUGUGGCAACACUGGGCAAGGGUGUGAAGAAGGCAUUGGGUGGUGGUGCAACUGGCAUUUUCUCAAACUCCCAUUACAUUUGGAAACAAUUCCAAAAGGCCGGUUCACUCACUGGCGAUCGCAUGUGGCGCUUACCGCUCUGGAACUAUUAUAAAUAUCUGGUCACAAACCAUGUUAGUUUCGAUGUGAGCAAUAAUGGAUCUGGCCCGGCUUCAUCUUGUUUGGCUGCUGCUAUUUUACAUCAAUUUGUGCCUUGCGUGGAUUGGGCUCAUUUGGAUAUACGUGGUGUGGGCAUGUUGACGAAAUUCGGUACUCUGCCAUAUUUGUUGAAAGAUCGCAUGACUGGUCGCCCGACCCGUACAAUGAUACAAUUCCUCUAUCAAAUGGCCUGUCCUGAUCAGCAAAAGUAGUUCGUCGAGCUGAGAGUAUGUUCCUCACACCAACCCUGCCAUGACCUGCCACCUGAUCAAAGAUCAAAUGUAUUUGUAUAUAAUAAUAUUUAGUGAAAUGUAAUUCGAAAUUUUAUCUGUGAUUUAAUUGUUUCUUUUUUAAUUAUUCUAAAUGGCGAUGUUUAUAUAUUUUUGAUUAUUUAUAUGUAUAUACAUGUAUAUAUAU
Messenger RNA from Ceratitis capitata (Mediterranean fruit fly), 1447 nucleotides. RefSeq names its product cytosol aminopeptidase. Gene Ontology annotation, biological process: proteolysis. Gene Ontology annotation, cellular component: cytoplasm. The record is from RefSeq and is a predicted model, not a curated record. Gene Ontology annotation, molecular function: metalloaminopeptidase activity; manganese ion binding. Lineage: Eukaryota; Metazoa; Arthropoda; Insecta; Diptera; Tephritidae.